Molecule: messenger RNA, 2560 nt
Organism: Oreochromis aureus
Lineage: Eukaryota; Metazoa; Chordata; Actinopteri; Cichliformes; Cichlidae
Product: pulmonary surfactant-associated protein D-like
Exons: 8
Coding region: 1290-2009 (239 amino acids)
Source: RefSeq, a predicted model, not a curated record
CAUUUGUUUGUAAUAAUGGUCAAAGCUUUUUAUAGCAAUUUUUCUGUAUGUGUAAUCUACAGAUUAAAAAAUAAUUCAAGAGAAUAACCACUGUAAGUGUUGAAUCUACUUUUUAGGCUAAACGUGGCCAUUGGACCCCACAACUGAUGGAUGUAGUUUCAUUAAGGGGAGGAGCUAAAGGAGUGAGAAUCAGGCUCAUCAAUGACAUGCUUCUUGAGGACAUACAAUCAAAGUAUGCAGAGAAGUACCCAUCGAUUGAACCUGGCAGAGAGAAGAGGACCCUUUCAUGGCGUCUGGUAAUUUUGAGGUGGGCACCUGCAGGCAUCCAGCUUCAGUGACAGCGAUGUGUCCAGUUGUGCAGGUGGAGAACUAAUACACUAAACAUGGUGGAUAUAAGUGAUUUUUUGUGUGGCCGAGGGGUCCCCGAAGAUGCUGUUUUAUUAAUGGAAGAGCAGAAGUUGACGACUGCUGCACUGUUUCCAAAACUGGAAAUCUGAAGCUCAUUGAGUCAUCUUUAUCAUCAACUUGAUUCCACCCUGCCUCUUGCCCCACCGUGACCCUGAGAAGGAUAAGCGGAAAAGAAUGGAUGGAUGGAUGACUGAGGUUAUCACAAAAGUGAAUGCUUCACGAGCAAUUGUAAACACCAUAAACAAAAUGCCUGUCAUAUUAAACCAAUAAGACAGGAAAAUGUAUCUGGGAUGUUUUUAAUUUCUUUAGUUGAUUACUAAAGUUCAGCUUUCCUCAGGUCUGUAGUCUGUUACCGAGUUUUAGUAAGAUAAUUCAACACCCACUCAGGUUCAGGUCCAAAAUGCUCCUGAAUUAGACAAAAUAGUAAGAGUGGUGUUGUUCUUUUACACAUGUAAAGUCAGCUAAAAUAAACAAAGUACAAAACACUUUGGAGCUGAGUAUAACUUUAUAAAUUACACAAUAAGGAGGAGCAAUACUUUAUAAGUGAUAAAUAAAGCACUUACUAACACCUUACUAAUGCUUUAUAUUGUGUAAUUAUUAUAAAGUGUUAUCAAAUGAUGUUGCUUGAAUGGAAGUUUGUGUAUACACACUUUACUCAUUCUCUGACCUUUUUUGUUACAAAGAGGGAGGCUUUGGGCCUCAUAGUUUCUUUCUCUUUUCUGCCUUGUUUCCAAUCAAAUACUCACCUGGUUUUUAUUUCCUCUUCAACGAGUGGCUCAUAUAUUUUUGACUUUGAGUUCUGAGCUGUAUUUGUUUGAAAGCAGCACACGAAGCAGCUCAGCUAGUGGAUAACUGCUUGUAUACUGCUCUGCAUUUAAACAAUGAUGGCAUGGCUCCAAUUCUGUGUCCUCUUCCUGGUGGCUCCAAUUGGGUACAGUCAGAAUCCAGGUCCUCGUGGUCCCAAAGGAGACAGCGGACUUCCUGGACCAGUUGGUCCACCUGGAGUACCAGGACCACCAGGUGAAAAAGGAGAUACUGGACCUGAUGGUCUACAUGGUUCAGUUGGAAUAGUUGGACCACGUGGAAUGACUGGAUCACGUGGACUUCCUGGACCAUCUGGAAAACCUGCAGACUGCAGAACGGAGCUCUUUGACGACAUAGACCAGGACCUUCAAACCAUUAGAGGCCUAAAGGAAACAAUAACCAAGUUAGAGCUGGUUAUAAACUACGAUUUUGCCCGAGGAGUUGAUGAAAAAUAUUUCGUGUCCAACAAGGAAAGAGGCUCUUUCUUCCAAGCUGUUGAGUUCUGCUCCCAGCGAGGAUUAGAGCUGGCUUUGCCCCAGAGUGACAAAGAGAAUCGCUUACUCACUGAAGUGUUUGAAAGCAGUCCUAAAACAGUCUGGAUUAAUGUCAGCAAUAGAAAAGCAGAGGGAAACUUUGGAGCUGAUAUGAAAAACCGACCUCUGACCUUUACCAGCUGGGCAGAAGGGCAGCCAGACAAAUCCAUCCAGGAUCCAGGCUGCACCACGCUGUCAGAAGACGGUGUUUGGAGAGUGACAAGUGAAUGCUCUAUGAAUGCUUACAUUGUUUGUCAGUUAUAGAAAUGCCUUUGAUGACAUGAAGUAAAGUAUAUCUCUUUGGAUUCUGGUGUGGGAAAAUCAAAUGGAGUACAGAUAUGUAAUCUAAUGUAUUACAUAUCUAUCUGGUGCAAUUUUCGUAUUCCUAUAAAACAGGUCAAGGUCAAAAUCUUUAUUUCAAAUCUUUUAUUACAUUUUUAGGUAAAAUGAAAAAUUCUUUUGAGACCUGCAGUAUUUAGGAGCCAUUCACCAUACAGUAGCCAUAUUUAUAUUAUAUAUAUAAAUAUAUAAUAUUAAUAUAUUAUAUAUAUAUAUAGUUAUCCAGCAGUAUUAGAUACUUUCAGACAGCCAAGUGGUGGAAGGUGUUAUGGUUUGGUCAGUUGAUCAGUUUUUUCAGCUGCCAAAUGAUAAGCAGCAUGUAACCUGCCAUUUUUAAAAUUUCCUUUGUUUGUUACUAUACUACAGAGUUCAUAAUUUGGUAUGUUUAUGUGUGAUUUUAUGUAAGGAUUGUUAAGGAUUUUGGUGUGACUGUGUAUAAUAUCAAUUCAAUUUAAUUCAAUAAAACUUUAUUGAUC